CGGCCGCGUGCAAACGAGCGAAGGCUGGGAAACGAUCGCGAUCGAUCAGUUUGGUUCGAAAUGUCCACCGGGUAGCCGUUUCAAACGAGUUUCGUGGUUUGUGCAUUCAUACACUACAGUGCACAGUGCUUCGUCGAACGAUAUCAGCAAGGCAAGAUUGUCAGGUGUUAGUAGAGAAAGAAUUAAGUCUGCACGAUGCAGUGGACGAACGCCCUCAUCUUGGAGUUUUUGCACUAUCUGGAGCAGGAACCAGGUAUAUGGCAUCCUCGCCAUCGGACCUACAAAGAUCGUGUGGAAUUGACGAAAGCUUGGUCACGCAUCCAGGCCAAUAUGAGCGUGAGGAUAUCUGUGGUCGAAAUGAAAAGGAAACGUGAAUCACUCAUGGCCACCUUUAGGUCUAUUAAUAGCAGGAUGAGAAGUUAUAAUAUGACCGGUGAUGACUCUUACAGGACGAAUUGGUUCGCAUACGAGCCUAUGGUUCGAUUUUUGGGGGAUUUAUAUCAUUUGAAGACUAAAGAUGAUACUCAGGAACCGAUUGACGACGUUGACAUAAAACACGAACUACCCGACACGAACAAAGACGACAGCAACGCCUCCACCACAGAAGACUUCUUCGACGAGGACGCCGAUAACGACGCCGCCGUCAGUGUCAGCUCUAAGACCUCCAACACCGACGGCGCUGGCGUCGCGACGACUUUCAAGCCGCCUGCGCAAGAUAGGCAACUGUGGAAGCGAAAGGACGCUUGUAUAUGCGAGAUUCAGAAUAGGGACGAGUGUUCGUUGUACAGUCAGUUGCUGGCUAAAAAAUUGAGGUCCUUUGAUGAGCACGGUAGGGAGAUAUUAAUGCACGAGAUUGAUAAUUUCGUGUUCCAUGCUAAGAGGAAGAAAACCAGUUUAGAAGUGUCCUUGAAAGGUUAUAAUGUCGAUACGAGUAUUUUCCAGGAACAUAAUUUGUGAAUUGCGAGUCUGAUUCGAGAGUACAAUUUUUGUUGAAGUUCGUUGAUCAAGAACUUAUAUCGAUAUUUUCAAGUUGUGGAUGGUUGGGAAUUCAUAUUUUCCUUCUAACAAUUGAAAAUGAAUUCAAAGUAAGAAGUAUAUGAG
Molecule: messenger RNA, 1101 nt
Organism: Phaedon cochleariae (mustard beetle)
Lineage: Eukaryota; Metazoa; Arthropoda; Insecta; Coleoptera; Chrysomelidae
Source: the annotation of a GenBank genome assembly